Molecule: messenger RNA, 3110 nt
Organism: Xyrauchen texanus (razorback sucker)
Lineage: Eukaryota; Metazoa; Chordata; Actinopteri; Cypriniformes; Catostomidae
Exons: 21
Coding region: 394-2688 (764 amino acids)
Biological process (GO): regulation of transcription by RNA polymerase II
Cellular component (GO): nucleus
Molecular function (GO): DNA binding; protein binding; DNA-binding transcription factor activity, RNA polymerase II-specific
Source: RefSeq, a predicted model, not a curated record
UCUUGUGUGCAAUUCCAUUGUAAUUUAAAUAAAAAACAAGGGUCAGAAAACAAAUAGGCAAUAUAUUCAUCAUAUUUAAGAUUGCAUGAUAUCUCAUUUUGCAAAUGUUUUCUUGUACUUCAAGUGACUGGAUCCCAGGAAGAAACAUAAUAUGGCGCUGUUUAUGUGCUUGCGCUGUUUUGUCCAAUAUUUAACGCGUUACUUUCAGUUUUGUUUCUGCGUCAGAGUGUUUGGAAGGGAGAUACUGCACACAAAUCAGAAUGGACGAUUCACUCCGCUUCUUUCAAAUCAUUAAUAAUAUAUUUAUAUAUAGUAUAGUGACGGUGUGAGCUGAAAGGAUAUUGUUUUUGCAUUUGGAAACAAUUAAAGGUGUGUUUCAGAGAAGCACAGAACAUGGACGAACAGUCAGACACAGAUUCUAACAGUAAAUCUGGAUCAGAGUGGGAAGCAGACAGUACGGAGAGCAGCUCGGGGUCUGACUGGCUAGGCGAGAAUUGCAAAAGAAAGAAAGCACAACGAGGGCAAAAAAGGAAGAUGAAAACACGAAGCUGCAAAGAGAUAGGUCAAUCUUCCAUCUGUACAACAAACAAAAAGAGACAAACCAAAGACUCCAGCCAGUCGGUUGGACACACAAUUAAAGACAAAUCUCAACUUCCUAUUACAUGUGGGGAUAAAGAGGGUGUCCUAUACUUGGAUAAAUUUGAUAACGCGGAGAAGUGCAUCUUAAGUGAAGAGCAGUGGUUCAAGCCAACAGAGUUUGAGAAGUUUGGAGGGAAGGGAAAGAACAAAAAGUGGAAGAUCAGCAUUCUUUGCAAUGGUAUUCCAGUACAGAAACUCAUAGAGGAUGGAUUUCUCUUAUCCCCAAACUUUAAGAAAAGUAGGGUUCAGAAUGGACAGAGUAACUCUCCUGAAUCCUCAGUUGUCACUGGCAGGCUCAGAAGAAGAGAGUGCAGGACAGAAUUGUGGCCCUCCAACAGGUCAGAUGACCAAAGCUCUGAAUCAGAUGGGAUGGACAAAGUCCACUAUGAAGAUGAUAACCACAGUGAUGAAGAUGAGGAUGAUGAUGAUAAUGAUGUAGAUGAUGAUGAUGUAAUUGACAUGGCCAUAUUUGAAGGUCCCACCCUACCUGUUACCUGUGGUUCUGACUCUGGCAUUCUUCACAAGUAUCGUUUUGCCUUAGGGCAUUGUGGGAAAUGCAUAAGGACUGAGGACCUCUGGCUGACCCCUGAGGAUUUCAUCAGACUGAAAAAACCAGAAGGAACAUGGAGGAAAGAUAUUGUGUCCCAUGGAGUACCCCUUGGACAACUUAUAAUGAAAAGAGUUCUGAUACUCCACCUAAUCAACUGCGGAUGCGACAUCUGCCAAAAUCUGGAUCAAUAUGCGAAUGAUGAUGUGUGCUACAUGUGUAACUCUGAGGAAGAACUUGUGUGCUGUGAUGAGUGCCCAAGAGCUUUUCAUCCAGACUGUCACUUACCCACUGUAGACAACAAUUCACCUGGAAGCCAAUGGAGCUGUACAUUUUGUGUGAUGAAGAAAAUGGUCUCCAGUCAAAUGCCUCAACAGGAUUUUUUGAGCAGUCCAUUUUCUCAUUACAGACUGUACUGCCAGUAUUUGCUGUUAUACCUGCUGCAUGAGAGCACAACCGACCCCUUCACAAAAGUUCCAGGAUGCAGUGAGGACAUUUCUGGCCCACGGAUGCUUGGCAGAGCAAAGCUAAAUUUAAAGAAUAAUGAUUACCAGACAGUGGGCGACUUUGUUACAGAUAUUGAAGAUGUUUUCCAACAUUGCACCUCCAACAGGGUGUGGUCAAGAGACAUUUGCAAUACUACACUGAAACAGGAAGAUCAGAGAUCAACAUUGGCUGUGUGGGGAAGCAGAAACUGUCAGGAACUUCUUGAGAACACUGGUGAGUGUAUCUACGAAGUGUUGGAGUCUAUCGAAAAAAAUGGAAAGGAGCAUGUUAGAAGGUUUUGGAAAUGUGUGAAUCAGAAGCAUAUCUUAGAAACAUACCACCUGCUCUCCAAACUGACUGAAGAGCUGUGGAAUUCGCUUGAGGGACGUUCUUUGAGAAAUGCUGCAGAGCAAUCAAAGCCACGAGAUGCUGGAAAAAACAGAGAAGUUAAAAAGCGGAGGACAGAGAGCAACUGUGCGAGUAACCAAGCUGGACCAUCAUCACAAGACACUAACAGCCAGUGGAAGACAUCUGAACAUGUGAAUAGAGCUCUUGAUAGUCAUUUGUUGGGGAACACUGGAGAGAGAUCAAAGGAACAAAAUGCUGGAAAAGGAAGAUAUUCUAAAAAGAGGAGGACAGAGAGCAACUGUGAGAGUAACCAAGCUGGACCAUCAACGCAAAGCACUAACAGCCAGAGAAAGACAACUGAACAUGUGGAGAAAGAGGGACAAAAGAAUCUCUGGGACAUGCCUAAAUAUAAGCAAUGGCUUCCUGUCACAUGUGGGAAGGAAAAGGCCUCUCUGGACAGAAAUGCUCUGUUUGACAGAAAGCGGGAAUGCAUUAAACAUCGUGGAAUAAUAAUCACCCCGUAUGUAUUCGAGAAGCUGGGUGGGAAAGGAUCAUGCAAGAACUGGAAGACCAGCAUAUUAUGCCAAGGCAUAACCCUCAAUAAUCUAAUAGAGAGGGGCGAAUUGAAGAUACCACAAUGUGAGGGAAAGUUUACUCUUCGUAAAUGAUGUACUUCCAUAACACUGUCAUCCACAAUUUAUUCAUCAUUUCUAAAGCUUCACAAUUUUGACCUAAUGCAUGUUAAUAAUACAUUUGUGACUUUUUAAAAGAAUGUUUUAAUGGGUUUCCUUAAAGAUCUAAGUUAACUAUCUAGUUGCCAAGUCAAGAUUCAAGAUGUUUUCAUUUCCAUGGGAAAAAGCCAAAAGUGUUCAUAUUUAUACAUAAUAAAGGUAUCUGUUUUAUAAUGUUAUGUAAAGAAAUGUUUAUAAGCAUUGUGUGUCAGUGCAGCGUGUGUGAUCAUAACUUUUAAAACUCUACAUAACAGAGAGCAGUCUCAGCAGUAUCGUCAUGAUCUUUCCUCAUUCUUUAAAUUAAAACUGAAACUCACCUAUUAUAGUAGUGUUAUCAUGCCAAUUGUGGUCAUUGACUC